AUGGCCCAUGCCCCUCUCCUUCGAAACAACACCGCUCCGGUCUUCCACUCCAACCAGAGCGGCGUCAGCGUCCUUCAGCAAAACAACAUGAGUAGCGCACCACGCGGUAGCCAGCUGUCAGGUUCGACGGCUUAUGCUGGCUCAUCCACGUCCUUGACUUCCCUGAGCAGCGCUGCAACCGCAGUGCCAGGCCAGAAUGGCGCAAACGUCAUGGCCACUGCCAACAUCAUCAACCAAAAAGCCGAUGCCUCGAGAUCUCUGUAUCAAAUUUGUGUAUCACUCAAACAACGAUUAAGUCAGGUACCCGACUUCGCACAAUACUUGGAUCAGCUUGAUCCAACCGAUCCCGUCGACCCUCUAUGGAACUUGUUUCGCUCCGGGUAUCCCCUCCUCACAAUCUACAACUCGCUACAGCCCACGGAGCCUCUCAGGGUAGACGAUCCAAAUGCGUCAGAAGCCAAGAAGUCCAAGAUUGCUAUUUUCAAGUUUGUGCAAGCUUGCAUGAAGGAACUGCAGGUCCCCCCAGCUCAAAGUUUUGUGAUUACUGAUUUGAUGGGGAAUGACACCAGUGGCUUCGUCAAGGUUACACAAGUCGUCAACUAUGUGCUCGAUCUAGCAGACCAACGUGGCCUGUUGCUUCAGCUUCAGCCUUACCCCGAGGACGAAGCUGUGAUUUCAACAGGGGGCUCACAAAUGACGUACAGGGAUCAUAUCGUAAAAGAACUCGUUGAUACUGAGCGAAAAUAUGUCCAAGACUUGGAAAACCUGCACGACCUGAAAAAGACAUUGGAGCAAAAGGGUCUCAUCCCUGGUGACGUUGUGCACCAAAUUUUCCUCAACAUUAACGCGAUCCUCGAUUUCCAGCGACGAUUUCUUAUUCGGGUUGAAACGACAAAUUCCUUGCCCAAGGCCGUCCAGCGAUGGGGUGCCCCGUUUUGUUUCUACGAGGAUGCCUUCGAUAUCUACCAGCCAUUUAUUGCCAACCAGCGCAAGGCCGCCCAAAUUGCCAAUCAGGUCUUUGAGAAGAUUCAACAGUCGGACCAUCCCGUUGCCGCAGAUUUCAAUACUUUAGACGGCUUUCUACUGAAACCCAUGCAGCGACUGGUGAAAUACCCAUUGCUACUGAAGGAUUUGGCCAAAAAAUCCGAAGAUGUGGAGGUCAAAGAUGACCUAAACACUGGAUGUGAUGCUGCAGAACGGGUCUUACAAAAGGCCAACGAAGCGGUGAACCGUGAUCUCCUAGAUGAGGCUCUAGAAGAACUGAUUACCCGAGUAGAUGACUGGAAGUCCCAUAAGGUGGAAUCAUUCGGCAAGCUGCUCCUCCACGGUGUCUAUGGUGUGAUCACUGGCAAGAGUGAACAAGAGAAGGAUUACGAAAUCUAUCUUUUCGAGUGUAUCUUACUAUGCUGCAAGGAAGCAUCUGGCAAGAAGGACAAGACACGAUCAACAGGUCCCAGGAUUAGGAACAGGAACGCAAAGCUCCAGCUGAAGGGCAGGAUUUUCAUGACUAACGUGACUGAUAUCGUGUCCCUUUCGAAGCCGGGCUCGCACAGCGUUCAGAUCUGGUGGAAGGGUGACCCUGGCGUCGAGAAUUUCACCAUCAAGUUCCUUAAUGAGGAGACAAUGAGAAAGUGGGCUGUAGGACUAGAGACGCAAAGAAAGGAAAACGCACCGCGACUGUCCACCAGCCAGGAGUCUAUCAAUAAUGACUUUGCAUGGACAAGGGACCACGCAGGCGGCCUCGAAAAUCCCUACCUACAACAGGACGAAGAUGACGAUGAAGAUUAUGGACCGGCAACAGCUCCAGCACAAUUUCCGAUGCCUGCAUCAAUGGGCGCCGCCGUACCUCGUACUUCGUCAAGUUCCAGUCUAAGACAACGUUCUGCCACAGGAGAGAGCACGCAAUCCCUUGCAGGCAUUGCCAGAGCUCCCCCUCCGCGUUUCCCGCUGCCUAUGCCACCGGCCCCCCUCAGUCUACAAACACAAGGCAGUGGUGCCCCCUCUCCCGGCUCUAGAGGCGGAGACAGCUAUUUCUCUCCGGUGGCCGAGUCUCCGGCAUCUUCUCGUACCAGCACCACAAGCGGCAUCUUCCCUGGCCCUGCCUAUCAGUUCCCUCCCAAAGCUGGUACACCACAGGCCGUCUGGGACGACCCGCGUUAUGCCCCUCCUAAUAUGCCGCGCGCCCCAUCAAGGGACGGAUCAUCGCCAAAUCCAAUAGGUAUGAGUGCCAGAAACGCGCGAGGGCCCUCUCUGCCGGCAAUGGCCACUCACAGUCAGACCGCAGCUCAGCAGCAGCGAAGUAGAUCUUACAGCACUCCAGAUGUGAACGUUGGAGGUAUUCCCCGGCAGCGCCAACCGAGUCAAGGCAACGUUCCGGCUGUGCCUGGCAUCCCCCAGCAUUUACAUCCGGCCCACGAUGGCAACAUCCCGAGGUCGCAAACAGGCUCCCCUCGUAACGAUUUGCCAAUACGAACCAGCACACAGAGCCCUGGGUUGCAACGUGAACGAAUGCAUCAACACUCGGGAAGUCUUGGUGGUACUAUGACGCAUUUCCCUUCACAACCUACUUACCAGCGCGGGAACACACCUACGGGAGGCAACGGGCUGCGAGUCGACUCUGCCACAGCGAACUCGCGGAAUGUGUCUCCAUCUAUUGGCACGGGAACGUUGCCUCCAACUAGCAACCCGAUGGCUAGCCCAGAUUUACCUAUGCCGACACAAUUGAAAGUCAGAGUGAACUGUGACAGCGGAAAUUACGUGACGCUCGUUGUCGCAUUCAACAUUACCUACCAAUCUCUGAUCGACCGAAUUGAUGCUAAACUCGCGCGAUUUAUGACGAGCAGUAUCGGCAAAGGUCUGCUGAAGCUACGGUACCGUGAUGAAGACGGCGACUUCGUCACCAUCCAAAGCGAUGACGACAUUCAAAUUGCCUUUAUGGAAUGGCGUGAGGGUGUCCGAAACAUGUAUUCUGGCGGCGUAGGAGAGAUAGAACUCUUCUGUGUUGGAGACGGUCAAUAG
Pochonia chlamydosporia 170 is the source of this 3018-nucleotide messenger RNA. RefSeq names its product Rho guanyl nucleotide exchange factor. Gene Ontology annotation, cellular component: division septum; cytoplasm; mating projection tip. The transcript has 3 exons. Bases 1 to 3018 code for a protein of 1005 amino acids. Lineage: Eukaryota; Fungi; Ascomycota; Sordariomycetes; Hypocreales; Clavicipitaceae. Gene Ontology annotation, biological process: septin ring organization; intracellular signal transduction; establishment of cell polarity. The record is from RefSeq and is a predicted model, not a curated record. Gene Ontology annotation, molecular function: guanyl-nucleotide exchange factor activity; protein binding.